AUGCGUUUCAACCUUCCCCAGCUCCUCUUUGGAGUCUUUAUGCUACUCUUCGCUGUCUAUGCCACUGAUGAACUCGCCGAGAAAUCCAAUCUGGCUCACCAUGGGUUUCCCCAAGGCUUGCUGACCAGCCUCAAAAUGAACUUUCAUGAUACACUGCAUGCACUUUCCAACAAAUUGACAAAUGGCGUUUUCCUGACGGACAUCGAUGACCUUGAGGCCGCUCAAGGGGAUGAAAGACCGAUUUUCAAGUUCCCGGUUAUGGUGAAGCGGAAUGCUAGUGAGACACAUUCCCUUGUAUCUACUACAUCCACCACUUCUGUCAAUCCCACGGACAGCAAGGCCGUCGCUACUCAAAGUCUGACCACAAUCGAGACCACGUCCUCUCAGUCGAACACCACCCCUUCUGAGCUGAGAACCACAACUGGGCCAACCAGUCAAACUCAGACUCCUACCUCUAGAUCUACCACUUCUGUUGAGGACUAUACCACUGGUGCAAGUGGUAGCCAUGUCAUCUCUGCGAGCUAUACUUCUACCACUGCCAGUAGCGAAUCAUCCACAGACUCUACCCUCAACACAAAGCCAGCGGAAUCUUCCGCUUCGAUGACUCACACCACAAAGAAUGCAGCUGGUGAGAUUUCCACGUCAACCUACACCAGGAUCAGUGUCCUACCCAACGGCAGUCUAAGCACCAUGACCUCAGUUACAGUGGUACGUGUCACUCCUACUGGAUCUUUUGCCGAAAAAUCUGCCGGAUCUACUACGACUGUUGCCAAGGAACAUUCUACACAGAAAGGUGUAGCCGCUUUGCCGACAGCUGAUCUCACUCGAGAGGUCAUCCUUAUUCUUGGUGGAGCGGCUCUUGCCGCAAUGGCUCUUUAA
Penicillium verhagenii is the source of this 879-nucleotide messenger RNA. RefSeq lists its product as uncharacterized. Bases 1 to 879 code for a protein of 292 amino acids. The record is from RefSeq and is a predicted model, not a curated record. NCBI's taxonomy places the organism in Eukaryota, Fungi, Ascomycota, Eurotiomycetes, Eurotiales, Aspergillaceae. The transcript has a single exon.